Molecule: messenger RNA, 2240 nt
Organism: Xiphophorus couchianus (Monterrey platyfish)
Lineage: Eukaryota; Metazoa; Chordata; Actinopteri; Cyprinodontiformes; Poeciliidae
Gene: slc18b1
Product: solute carrier family 18 member B1
Exons: 14
Coding region: 205-1548 (447 amino acids)
Biological process (GO): transmembrane transport
Molecular function (GO): transmembrane transporter activity
Source: RefSeq, a predicted model, not a curated record
AUCACUUAGGAAGUUUCUCAUAUCGAUCCUGUUCUUCUUCGGUCCUGUGUGGCAGCUUGUGUUCACUCAGCUUCGAGCUCGGAGUGGCGGCGACGUUUAAUUGGGUUUUCAGGAUACCUGCUCGUCUGUUUGUUUGUGUAUCACUACCGGAAACUACCUUAUGUCUGAAAAUAGCCUUAAUUAAAAAAUAAUAAUAAUUUAAAAAUGGACGCGCAUGUUGGUUCCCAGCAGGCAGCAGAAAACUCCUUUCCAGCUGAAACAGAACAACCUACCAGAAUGACAAGAAUACAGAUUCUCACUUUAAUAUCUUUGGCAUCUGUUAAUUUCAGUUCAAUGAUCUGCUACUCUAUAUUGGGCCCCUUUUUCCCUAAUGAGGCUGUAAAGAAGGGAGCCAGUCAGACUGUGAUUGGUCUAAUAUUUGGGUGCUAUGCUGUCUGCAAUUUAAUAGGUUCUAUGGUGAUGGGAAGAUAUAUUGUCCAGAUUGGAGCAAAAUUUAUGUUACUCGCAGGACUUUUUGUAUCGUCGGUGUGCACCAUCAUGUUCGGAUUACUCGAUCGGGCCCCUGCGGGGGCCCCCUUCAUUAGCCUGUGUUUUAUCGUGAGGUCCGUCGACGCUGUGGGCUUUGCCGCUGCCAUGACCUCCACUUUUGCCAUGACGGCGAAAAUCUUCCCAAACAAUGUGGCGACUGUUUUGGGAAGCUUGGAGGUUUUCACUGGGCUCGGGCUCAUUCUGGGGCCACCUGUGGGAGGCUGGUUCUACCACUCCUUUGGAUACGAAGUCCCUUUUUUGCUUCUCGGGUGUCUGCUUCUGAUCAUGGUUCCUUUCAACAUAUACGUGUUGCCCUCCAUUGAGGCUGAACCAUCCAAAGACUCAUUCUUUAGACUGCUCUUCCAUGGAGAAGUACUGCUGAUUUGCUUCGUGAUAGGUACACUAAGUGCAGGGCUGGGGUUCAUUGAUGCCACCUUGUCGCUGUUUGCCAUGAAAACGUUUAAUCUCUCAUCUGGCUACGUGGGACUAAUAAUGAUCGGUUUAUCCUUGCCAUAUUGUCUGGCGUCCCCUGUGAUCGGUUAUUUCACAGAUAAAUAUCCUGGCACAAGGAUAGGAUUCACAGUGACUGGAGGAGUCAUCACUGCUGCUUGCUUCUUUCUGCUCGGUCCUGCGCCUUUCUUUCACAUCAAGAGUCAGUUGUGGUUGCUGGUCCUCAUGCUCGGCCUAAUUGGAUUUUCUCUGGGCAUGACUGCAAUCCCCACAUUCCCUGAGAUCAUCACAUGUGCACAUGAACAAGGGUUUGAAGACGGACUGAGCACUCUUGGAAUGGUCUCUGGUUUGUUUGGUGCGUUUUGGUCCACGGGGAUGUUUUACGGUCCUAUAGUGGGGGGCCUUAUCACGCAGCGCCUGAACUUUGAAUGGGCGGCAACAGUCCAGGGUGCCAUGGGACUCUUAGCUGCCUUACUUCUCCUGGCUUACUCUCUCUGUAAGAGACGUCAACAAAGCCUGCAAGAAGAUAAUCAACAAUCGGAUGAAAACACUCCUCUCCUAAGCGGAUGAAUCCCUCUGCCAGACAUUAAAGGGAAUAGCCGCCAUUCUUUCUCGACACAAGGGAAAGCUUUUGUUGCGUCCUUCUUGCAACAGAAUUGUAAUGUUUUCAGCGUUUGUUUCGAUCUGGUGCUGCGGCGUACAGACAACACGGCACACGCGGCCGCUUCCAAGUAAUUAAUUCUGAACGGAGAGCAGAGCACACACACACACACACACACACACACACACACACGCCAACAUGUAACGACCAGAGCGUCCGCCUCUUUGGUACCGAGACCUUUUUUUGUUAGCGGUCAUAGCAUUCUGCAGCACGUGACUUGGAUUUCAUGCUGAGCUAAAGCUCAUCAGGAUCUAUUAACACAUUCCUGGGAAUAUUGAAGAAAAAAAAAAAGAUUAAGAGAAUUGUAUUUGAAAUGUUAUUUUAUACAGGUCACACCUGUUGUUAAUGGACGAAUGUAAUGUAAUGUGCCAUGAAACAGAUCUGACCAUGUUUGUUGUGACGUCUUCUACCUAAUUAUUAUCUUGUUUCACAGUCAUGGUUAUUUAUUAAAUUAAGUCUGAACUAUUCUAGUGGAGUCAUUUUGCCAAUGAGCUUGAGGUUUUAUUAGAAAACGAUUGCGUUUCAAAAGUGAUUACAGAAUUGCAUGUUUUUCCAUAGUGUACGAACGUUGCCCUUUAAAGUCAUAUCUAAAUCUUUACAA